AUCGAACGAGCAUCUUAAUGCAGCUUAACCCGCCACAAUGAGUCUCAACCUGCCGUCAAGGCGGGUGGUAAGAGCCGCCUCGACGACGCUCUGUCCCAGCUCAUCCGCCGCGAGCAGCCUCAUCCCGGCACUUCAAUCCCUCAACCUGGGCCCAUCGCCCUCGAGCGCGCUCUCUCUUUCUCUCAACAGACCCCAGCGUCGCCAUGCCUGGUUCGGCGGCCGCAAAUCCAAGAAGGCAGCUGCCGAGCAGAACAUUCCGAACCCCAAGCAGCUGACGCAGGGCUGGGUCCGGGAGCGCCUGAUCAAGCACCUCACGUACCCCGAACAAGGCAACGCGUCCAUCUUCGCAGACGAGCUCAACGCAACGCCCAAGGAGGUCGAGCCCAGCGUCAACCUAGGUGCGAAGAGCAGCGAGCCCAAGGGCGCCGCGGGCGCCUCUCUGCUGCGGGACCACCUCUCGCGGGCGACGGACCCGGACCCGCGCAGCCGCGUGCGCUGGCAGCGCAAGAUGGUGCUGCGGCACGCCACGUCGGCGACGGACCCGUUCAGCCGGGAGCCGCGAGCGGCGCGCCUGGCCCGCACCGAGCGCCGCAUGCUGUACAAGAGCCUGGUGCUGCCGACCAGCGUCAAGAAGCUCGUGCACCUGGCCCACCAGAUCCAGGGCAAGACGGUCGCCGACGCCCUCGAGCAGAUGCGCUACAGCAAGAAGAAGAUGGCCCGCGAGGUGCGCGCCGAGCUCGAGGUCGCCCGCGACCGCGCCAUCGCCGAGAGGGGUAUGGGGCUCGGGCGUGUCGGCGGGGCGACGGAGGCGCCCGACGAGGUGGCCAAGGUCCAAACAAAGGACGGCCAGUGGGUGACGAUCGACGACCCGACGAGGAUGUACGUCGCUGAGGCGUGGGUUGGGCGCGGGCCCUGGAGGGGUUUCAAGAAGGACUACCGUGCCAGGGGGAGGAUGAACAUCAUGAAGAGGCCCUCUACAAGCAUCUCGGUCGUGCUCAAGGAAGAGAAGACUCGCAUUCGGGAGCACCAGGAGCGCGAGGCCAAGAAGUACCGACAGGGCCCGUGGGUCCAUCUUCCCGACCGGCCCGUCACGGCGCAGAGGCAGUACUACUCGUGGUAAACGGCGUGUUUUCGAAGAUGGUCAAUUGCUUGGAUUGGGUUAGGUGUCUUCAUCAGGCAACAUGAUGGAUGGCUAUGGACCCUCAACAACGCAGCUAUCUAUCGAGGACGCGAACUCAGAGUUGUCCGUUGUACGAUUAAGUCUGGACAAAUAGACAGGCACAUGUAUCAAGCACCCUUUUUUUCUGUCUGUCGAGCCUCCCAUGCCUGUAAAAAAUCCAUGAUACACAAAUAUACUGCGGAACCUAGCAUUCGUUCCUAGAAUCUGCAUUCUGGGAAUUGAUUCGCGGGGCAACCACUCUGCCCCUAUUUCCUUACUGCCCGCAAGAAAAAAUGAAGAAAAAUAUGCCGUUCCAAGAUUGAUAUAUUCAUCACUACCUAGGGCAAUAGCAACCUGACUUUGGCCGUUCCUGUUCUUGUCCUAGUCUUUCGCCCG
Molecule: messenger RNA, 1555 nt
Organism: Phialemonium atrogriseum
Lineage: Eukaryota; Fungi; Ascomycota; Sordariomycetes; Cephalothecales; Cephalothecaceae
Product: ribosomal protein L22/L17
Exons: 3
Coding region: 38-1120 (360 amino acids)
Biological process (GO): translation
Cellular component (GO): ribosome; mitochondrial large ribosomal subunit
Molecular function (GO): structural constituent of ribosome
Source: RefSeq, a predicted model, not a curated record